This is a messenger RNA of Schizophyllum commune H4-8, 1854 nucleotides long. RefSeq lists its product as uncharacterized. The transcript is spliced from 7 exons. Gene Ontology annotation, cellular component: nucleus; cytoplasm. Gene Ontology annotation, molecular function: protein binding. The record is from RefSeq and is a predicted model, not a curated record. Bases 90 to 1796 code for a protein of 568 amino acids. Lineage: Eukaryota; Fungi; Basidiomycota; Agaricomycetes; Agaricales; Schizophyllaceae. Gene Ontology annotation, biological process: snRNA import into nucleus.
CCUUGUCCUGAACGAUCAUCAUCGUGCAAUCCAUCUUCACUGACAGCCUCAUAACAUCCUAUCUUUUUGCUUCAGCUAAGCUCUCGCAUAUGUCAGACUCGCCCUCGGAAAGUAAUCCGCGGAAAGCGACAUUCAAACUACCGCCUGCUCCAGUGAGGGACAAGGUCGCUGCCCAGGAGGUGCGGCGGAAGAAGGCUCUGGAAGAGCAAAAGAGACGACGCGCAGAGAAAGUCGACUCGGCGCGCCUACAGCUUGAGAGCUUUGCGAAGCUGUCACUGGAGGAUAAUGACUCUGAUGAGGACCAAGGCUCAUAUGUCAUGAGGGAUAAGGGUCUGAACAACUACAAGGGUGUAAUUGACGAGGAGAUGCGGGAGCAAGACACACCAACAAAGUCCGAUCUCCCCACUCAGUUUACCGGCAAGCGCAGGAAGAGGAAGGGGAAGAAGAGCAAGCUCCAGGUCAUGCACGUGGAGCGUCAGCCUCCCAACCCAAAGUGGGCAGAUAAGUGCAUGUACGCUGAGCUCCUCGAGAUGUCAGAGGACAUGCCUUGGGAUUCGGACGGCAUACCUGCCGACAUCGAGACAGGAUGGGUGGCAGUGGCACCAGUGCCCGUGGGCAAGCGAUGCUUGGUUGUGACCUCGAUGCCAUCCGGGACCAAUGCUACAGCCCUUCAAGUUCCGAACACGACAUUGCGUUCAAGAUUGCUAGGAAAGAGCCUCAUACCUCCAUUCCCCUCUCCCUUGCCGCAUGCAACAGUCCUGGACUGCAUCUUGGACGAUCACUGGCGGGACAAUGGAAUACUGCACGUCCUGGAUGUACUCAAAUGGAAAGGGCGCGACAUGAUGGAAUGCGAGACGGCUUUCCGCUUCUGGUGGCGCGACAUGCGCCUCGCCGAACUCCCACCCUCCGUCACGGUCUCGUCAUCCACCUUCCCCUCCGCUCCCUUCGUCUUCCGCGCCUCCUCCGUAACGUCCGCCACCGACGGUCUCCUUACCCCUCACAAUCUCCCGCCGCUCCUUCCCUCAGCACCUCGCACCCCUUCCGCAAACCCCCUCACGUCUCCAACAGGACGAAAAGGCGGGCCAAGCGGCACAAUACACCGCUUCGCAUAUCCAGUACUCUUUGUGCCGAUACCGUACCACACGGACACGACGAUUCCGAACUUGUUGAACUUGGUGCUGCCGCUGGCGAGGGCGGCGAGGCAAGUCGAGGUGCCCCCAAUUCAGCACGUUGAGGUCUUGGUGGACGAGACGAAGGGCGCGGAACCCAAGAAGACGGGCGCAGAGCAACAAGGUGACAUGGAGGUCGAUACAGCGCCUGUCAGCCAGCAGAAGACCGACACCAACAAGAACCGCCGCCCCUCCAAAUCCCACCGCGUCGUCCCCACCGGCACGCACACCGUCUCGCCCACCGGCGCCCACGUCGUCUCGCACGCGAACACGAACAUCGUCUCGAAGCAGGCCGCCGCCGUGCGCGCGUGCCCCUACCCGAACGGCGCGGCGCUCGCGAGCGUCGAGCCGGACGGGCUGCUGCUGUACGUGGCGGAGGCGAUGUACGAGCAGGGGACGAGCCCGCUGGCGAGCUGGGUGCCGAUACGGAGCUACGAGCAGCCGGAGUACCCGCAUCCGGCGAGCGAGAAGGCGGGCAUAGUGCAGGGGAGGAUGAGCGGGAGCUCGGGGAGGAUGGCGAGGGGCCCGAAUGAUGGGCCGUUGGAUGUGUUUACGAGGCUGAUACAGAGACGUUGGGAUUGGAGGGACGAUGCACAGAAGGGCGCGGAUGUCAAUAUGGAGGUGUGAUGACGAUGUGCUUGUUAGUUGGUCCAGCCUCGAAUAACAAUGUGCUUUGACCUUCACC